This is a messenger RNA of Symbiodinium necroappetens, 492 nucleotides long. Lineage: Eukaryota; Dinophyceae; Suessiales; Symbiodiniaceae. The record is from the annotation of a GenBank genome assembly.
AUGAUUCCGAAUCCGCAAUGCCGCGGUGUCGGUGGCCUGGGUGGCCCAGGCUUUGGCAUCCACAGCACCAUCCGUGGAAAUGCAGAGGCGAACCCUGAGUAUGUCCCAUCUUCUGCACAGACGGAUGAACAAGGGAAUGUGACUUUGAGUGCCUGGGCCAGCUUUCUGCCAGCAGAAAUGUCCGGCAAAUUUGGCCAAGCCUCAGUCUGGCCGACGGAGGUUUUACUACCAAGAAAUGGUCAGAUUCAGAUCUUGGAGGCUUGGUAUGGCCAUCCGUCCGACCCCAGUCGGCGCAUCGACGUCUCCGCACGCGUGUCUGAGUUUCUGCGUGGUCCUGGGCAAAUCGGUGCCGGGUUGGCGAACUUGGUGCGCGAAGGCUGCUACAGGGGCGACCAAGUCAGGCUGGAAGCCACCUCCAGCUUUUGGGGCCAGGACCCAGCACCCUUUGUCUGGAAGAAGCUGAUGGUUCGGUACCGGCCAUCUUCACAUUGA